UGACAAAUGACAUCUUUUUGAAAGAUGUCCAUAUCGGGAACUACUAGAUGAACUUGACGCGAACUUGUCCGAGCACCAUUCAAUGUUUUCUGUUCUGAAGGGGUUGGAAUACCCAGUUUCCCCACUACCAGGAAAUCUGAGGAAAAUAGGAAAACAAAACUGCCUCGAACUGUCUACGUGGCUUGGCGGCUGACUACUUCAGAUGACUACUCCUAGCGAACGUUCUCAGAAGUUUCUUCUCCUUUUCUUCGCCGAGAGUAUAACUGAAUGUGUUGAACAGUGUUGGUGUAACAGCUGUAUUGGGUACCUGUGUCACAUUAUAUCCGUGUAACUGGUCAAAGUUCGGUGUUUUUGCCAUGGGAAUCACCGGGGGUGUCCUCGGGUCCCGGAGAGGGGGGAGCUCCUACUUUCGCCUUUGUCGGGCAAAGACAUCUCGACAUGUCGCCCAUCCAUCACUGUCAAGCACACCCAACACUCGGGAACAAUCGCGCUCUCACGUUGCUAAGGUUAACAAUGACCUGGAUCCCUCCGUCCCUUUAACGUCACGGUGGAUUUGUGCGACACGACUUCCGCCUUCUUUUCGACUCCGACGCGGGGCGAAAGUGGCCGAGACGGCUGGUGUACAACAUAAUUACAUCGUUAGAAAACGACAGGAGAUCAAGACGACGAAACAGGUCUCCAUCAACAUUCUGCGAAUAUUUUAUGGCUCUUCAGUAAAUAUAGCUGGGCACAUGAGAACUCGUCAUAUUGUGCAAGCCGCCGGCAUUCCGUGAUGACGAUGCCGGGAGUGAGUGACCCCCGCUCCUGUCAAUCAUAUCUAACAGCCGGCCAUAUAAGAGCGACCAGCAACCUUCGACCGAAUCAAUUGCCACUGUCCAAGACUACCAGUCGCAUCUCCACUCAGUGCUCUCAAGUCACAUCGUCAGGCAGUCUUCCGAACUCCAUCUUUUGUACUUUGAGGCAAGACGCCACACUCUACUAUGUACGAAGUUGACUCCUACUACCGCCCACCUCCUACUUUCGGCAUGACGUACCCUCCCCCACCUGCCCGGAGCUGGAUGCCUGACGUCCAGCCGUACUCUGGACACGCCAUGGACAAGACUUCCCCGGUCUCUUCCCCACACGACGAGAUGAGGUACCGUUACCCGACCUACCGCACUACGGGAGAAAUAGGGAUGCACAAGAUGCACACCUACGAGCCGCCAAUCACACCCCCGUCCAAGUCGUCAGGUGCAGGUGAUCUGACCAACCUGGACUACGGACACCCCCCUCAACUAGGGAACGGCAACGACGACUACGGGGACGGCGAUUCCGAUGGCUCGGGCGAUCAGGACAGCCCGUCGGGGCACGGAGUGAAGCGCUCCGCAGACGACUCUCACGGCUCGUCCGGCGGAGCAGGCAUGACCAAGAAAACCAAGGGACGAGUCAAAAUCAAGAUGGAAUUUAUUGACAACAAACUGAGACGCUACACCACUUUCUCCAAGAGAAAGACUGGCAUCAUGAAGAAGGCCUACGAGCUGUCCACCCUGACGGGGACGCAGGUGAUGCUCCUGGUGGCGAGCGAGACCGGGCAUGUUUACACCUUCGCCACGAGAAAGCUCCAACCCAUGAUCACCAGCGAGGCCGGCAAGGCCCUGAUCCAGACCUGCCUGAACUCCCCGGACCCGCCGAGCCAGGGCCAGGCGGCCGGCCACGGUCAGCACGACCAGAGGAUGUCCGUCACUGGGUACGAGGAGACUGAUCUGACAUAUUCCACCGAAGCUGAAGACAACAUGAAGAUGCAGAAGCCGACCAUGUUCACGGUAGCGAACGUUCCGGGAGCCAGCGGAGACGGGCCGGGAGGACCCGCGGUGAACACGGCGACCAGCAUCCAGAUGGGCAGCGCCGGUUUCCCCAUCACCAGCUACAUGGCACCUGUGUCGACCACGGCAGGUGGCGGCAAGACCACCCCCACCAUGCAGAUCCCUGGCAGCUUCACAGCCGUGCUCCCUCCAGGUACUCCCCUGCUGAGCCAGGUACAACAGGGCACCUCACAGUCUCAACAGAUUCAACAACAACAACAGCAGCAACAACAACAACAGAUGGUCUACAGGGUCAACGGCCAGCCUGCCUUCACAAGUGGAAGUCAGAGCCAUCAGCAGUCUGUGGUCUACACCAUGACUCAGGCAGGAGGAGGAGACAGCCAGCAAGACUCCAGCCCCAUCAUCAACAACCAGAGCACCAGUACCAGUAUGGCACCAACAAGCGGCAGCAGCACACUGACGGGCCACGUGAUGUACCAGACCCCCCAGGGUGUCGUGUACGCGGCUCCUACGUCCAUGACAGAGGCAGGAGUGGUACUAAACUAUCCCCAGGGCCCCUCCGCCAUCCCAGUUCCACAACAACAAGUCCAAGAUCAAGGUGCAGCAGGUGGCGUACAACAGGUGGUGCUGGCACCGACCACGCCCGUGCAGAUUCAGAUGCCGACAGUCUCUCUCCAGCCGCUUCAGCCCACACAGGUGAGACACCUUGCAUCCGAAAUCAGAACCUCAUCCUGAGUCACCCGCCCUUACACGCCCGUCAAUCACCCUAGUCCCGUUUGAUUGGCUGGUCCAAUCGUGUCCUUUGAUUGGGUAGUUAGUCAUGUCAUUCCCCUCCUCAAUGGCCGGUUGGCUCUGGCCUGUCAUGUCAUGUGGUCUGCUGUCGCUGUCCUCUCUCCCCCGAUUGGCUGGCUGCUGACCAAUGGUGUUCGGUUGCAGAUGGUAGUGGCAGCCACGCCCUCCACUGAGUCCUCCAGCAACAGCGUGACUCCUGUCCUGCACACACAGACAGCCGAGACACAGACGAGCAAAGAAAGUACACGGACAUCAGCGGCGUCCUAGAGUUGAUAUGAAAGUUGCUGGGACCAAGUGUGUUGCAUGCUAUUCCUAAAGCAGUCAGAUGAAGAUGGCAUGAUCCAUGCAUAUGUUUGCUCUCUCUGUUGUCUGUUUAAGUUGUAUACAUACACAAACUAGUUUCUUGAAUCCUUGAGAAACACAUUAAAGACCAUCAAGUCUGAAUCAAAAUUUGGUGCUGAUUUGCAAAAAAAAAAAAAGGUUGGAGAAUUUCAUAUUCAAGCAUUAUUUCAAUUUGUUGCUAUCCCAUGACUUUCCUGACUGGACAGUCUGUUUCUCUGUUGUUGCCCAUUUUCUGAGCAAGAAGACAAUAACUUGCUAACUGCAAAUGCAGAAUACCUGUCAGAAUGGUAAAAUGUUCAAGUAAAGAAAUGGCCAGUCAGAUACAUACAGUAGGCAUGUUACUGCUGCAUACUAGUACUAAAUAUAGAACUGUUUAGACAUAUGUUUUUGCUGCACAAGUCACUUGUAAAUAUGUAUUAUAGAAAGUAUUUCCAUUUCUAAUAUAAGUAAUAAUAGAUAAUUGAGUAAUGUGCAGAAAGAGGAGUUAAAGCAUCGACAUGUAAUGUUGAACAUGUAAGAACACAGUAUCUUAUUAUAUAACUUAAUUAUUGGUGUUGUUUAGACAAAACAAGUAUCAGUAAAUGUACAUAUGCGAGUUCAAAUGUUGUUUACAGCUAUGAAAUGCCAUAUUCACAUGGCUUGUUGACAUCAUAUAGUAUGUAAAAUGGCUUUCCUGAAAACAUGCCUGCCCAUGUCCUCUCUUCAAGGAUUGUAAAAGAGUUCAGCUACAGAAUCUGUACCUGUUUUUUCUUCAGUCCCGACUUCAGUAGAUAAUAUUGAAUCAGAAUGACAUGACAUGGAAAAUAUCAGUAAAUUAAGCAUUGAUGAAUUCCUUGAAUUCACUUCCAGAUACCCUUUACACUUGUAUAUUCAAUGUUUUAAAUUCAAAGGUGAUGAAUCAUAGAAUUUGUGUAGCCCAAGAAGUUGUAGAAAGAAGUGUGUUGUCACUUUAAAAAAAAAAGGCUGGUUGGUGACCUUAGGGAAUUAGUCUCCCUUAUCAGUUUAUUUUAUUUUCUAUUUCAGUGAUCCAUAGUUAGAAUUGAUGUGCAUCCAGCAGAGAUUGAUGUUGGUCAAUGCAGAAAGGACACAGUGUUGUUAAAUAAUGUACAAAAAAGGAAAUGGUGAUCACAGUACUUGCUGACUUGUUACUGUACAGUGCUUUGUAUUUAAGUCAUGUCAAAUAAAUACUAUAAUGUGAUA
This is a messenger RNA of Branchiostoma floridae (Florida lancelet), 4136 nucleotides long. Its product is annotated as serum response factor-like. Gene Ontology annotation, molecular function: DNA-binding transcription factor activity, RNA polymerase II-specific; protein dimerization activity; RNA polymerase II cis-regulatory region sequence-specific DNA binding. The coding region runs from base 981 to 2537 and encodes 518 amino acids. The record is from RefSeq and is a predicted model, not a curated record. NCBI's taxonomy places the organism in Eukaryota, Metazoa, Chordata, Leptocardii, Amphioxiformes, Branchiostomatidae. Gene Ontology annotation, biological process: positive regulation of transcription by RNA polymerase II. The transcript is spliced from 11 exons.